AUGGCCCUAGAUGAUGCCUACAUGAAUAAGAGCAUGUUAGAGGCUAUGGCGACUGCGAAUAAAGCAAUGAAGGGAAUUCACAAAAAUCUCAAUGUUGACAAAGUUCAGGAUAUGAUGGAUGAUAUAACUGAGCAGCAGGAUAUUGCCAGGGAAAUAGCGGAUGCUAUUAGUAAACCGUCUGGUGCAGUGGAUUAUGAUGAUGAUGAACUGCUUGAGGAGCUCGAGUUGCUCGAGGUAACACAAUUCUAUUUCAUUCUAACUUGA
Messenger RNA from Dibothriocephalus latus, 264 nucleotides. Lineage: Eukaryota; Metazoa; Platyhelminthes; Cestoda; Diphyllobothriidea; Diphyllobothriidae. The record is from the annotation of a GenBank genome assembly.